CUAGAUUGUGUUCUAUGUUUAUGUCACCAGGAGGCAUCCAGGAGGUUCUCCAUUCCCACCCCAGGACUGGAGAACCAACUGAAACAGGAGAACUUCAUCCUGGGCAGCUCAACCAUGGACCAGGUGAAAGGAGUACUGACUCUACAGGGAGAAGCCCUGACUCAAGCUGACAUCAAUCUGAAAACUGCUAAAAGCAACCAAGUGAUGCAUUUCACAUUCAGGGAUGAUAAGCACUGGAAAUUACAACAGAUCCAGGAUGCUAGGAACCAUGUGAAUCAGGCUCUGCAGCUGCUGAGUGGUAGAGAUGAGAGCUACCACUUUAAGACUGGGGCUGAGGUCAACAAGCUGAUGGACGCAGUGAUGCUCCAGCUGACCAGGGCUCGUAACCGCCUCACCACUCCGGCAGCCAUGACCCUGCCGGAGCUGGCCACCAGCGGCCUCAUGAAAAUGUUCACUCCUCCAAUGCCAGGCGAUGUGAUGGUGAACUUCUAUAUCAACCUGAGUAAGCUGUGUCUGACUGUCUACCAGCUGCACGCAAUGCAGCCCAACACCACCAAGAACUUCAAGCCAUCUGGAAGCUCCGUGUUACACAACCCCGGAGCCAUGUU
Molecule: messenger RNA, 608 nt
Organism: Oncorhynchus tshawytscha (Chinook salmon)
Lineage: Eukaryota; Metazoa; Chordata; Actinopteri; Salmoniformes; Salmonidae
Product: protein rogdi homolog
Cellular component (GO): RAVE complex
Source: RefSeq, a predicted model, not a curated record